Molecule: messenger RNA, 1637 nt
Organism: Rubroshorea leprosula
Lineage: Eukaryota; Viridiplantae; Streptophyta; Magnoliopsida; Malvales; Dipterocarpaceae
Source: the annotation of a GenBank genome assembly
AAAGACUCCCAAACAGGCGCCGGAGAGCUUCCAUAAGGGCUCCAACGCGGUUUGACUUCAUAUUAGUGGGAUAUAAUGUAAAUUCUGAAUGCUAGGGUUAGUAAAGAAAAAAAUUCCCCUGAAUAUCUGUUUCCGAUUAUGGCUUUUCAGCCGAAGAAACUCAUCAACGACCCUAAAACGGGGCUGAGGCACUUGAUGCUGCUGUUUCUGCAGUCGGCAAAUAUGGCUGUGCUAAUGCUGGUUAUGUAAAUUAUUAGAUGCCCUUAUUCCAGCAUCAGCAGUUCUGAAGGAGGUUAUCAACAAUGAUCAUUUAUCUUUGUUCUUUUUAUUUCAGGUACUGAUAUCAUAUCCUGCAAGCAGAGGAUAAGUGCUGGUGAUGAUCCAUUCACAGCUUUUGUUCUUUCAUCUGAAGCAGCAUUGAAAGGAGCUGAAUCAACUAAAAGCAUGCUGGCACAGGUAACCUUUUCAUUCGUUUAUGCUGCAUUUGAUCCUCUUCUUUCUCUGCACUUACGUUUUAAGAAUGGUUCUUGCUUUCCCAGUCUAAUCUAGCCUGGGCUAAGGAUCAUGUAUAGCAUAGUGAACUAAAUUGUGAGAAAAACGAAAUAGUGUUAUUGGAAAACUAAAAAUACAAGUGUUUGGAAGCAUAUGAAGGCAGAUGUUUUUCUUUAUUUUUUAUUUUUGAUUUUAUGGUACAUGAUGGGUUUCUUAUGCUAUAGAGGCUAGUUGACCAGCUACUUGUGAUGGUGUUUCAUAUCUAAAUACUACUUGACAUGUUCACACCACAGGCUAGCUGCUUAGUGUAUACUCAGUAUACUAGACAUGUUAACGCAAUUGACUGGCAGCAGCUUGUAAUCAUCAUUGACAUUUUAACAGUUAACACCAUAUCAACAUGUGGUGCUUUUCCUACAAGUUCUCUUUCAUAUUUUUUAAAUAAUUAUAUUUUUAUCUUUUGCACAACUGGGGAAUCAGAACAUAGCUCAUGCAGACUGGGUGAUCAACCUAUGUCUCUGCAGAAAUCCUUGCAUCUGUUCCAGACCCAGGUGCAAUGGCUGCAGCUGCAUGGUACCGAACAGCAGCCUUUGGUGUGACCCGUGCAGGAUAAAUACCAGGUUCUACGAGCUACCUUUUCCUACGGUGCAUCCUCCUUUCUAAGAUGCAAAUCUUCAAGCACUCUUUGUGAUUUUUAAUACUACAAACUGAUUAGGCUUUCCGCUUAUGCAUUUAUUAUAUAUAUUCUUUGUACCCUUUUAGGAGAAUGUCAAUUCAGUUAGCAGAAUAACAAUCAUCAAUAUAUCUUGCCUGUAAUUUCUUCAGCUCGAAUAUCAGUUCUUGAUUGACAAUGUCUAACAGGAAAGAUGCCAUAUCUCGAUACAUUUGAUCACAUGAAUCUUUUUCAUCCAGUCUUGGAUUAUGAGAACCAUUCUUCUUUGGUGAAGCUGAAGGCUCAAAUGGAAUAUAACUGUUGAAGUGAACUGUUCUUGUCGAUUUUGCAUCUGAAAAGAAUCAAAUAUGUAUUUGUUAUUGACUCGUGUUAAAAGUUUUUCUUUCUCAAGUUUUGACUUUUUUGUGUGGAAUAUUAGAAUGAUGAAAAGAAGAGAUAGAAGUUGUAAGAAUCAAAAGAAAAAGAAGACAUAAGA